CAGCUGAUUUCGAAAAGUCACCUUCCAGUCAGUUCCCCUUUUUCAGCCAGUUAUUUUUCGUUCGUCGACGCGAGUGGUUCGUUGUGCUUUCUUGUGCUUUUAUUUAAAAAUUGUCGCAUCGCAAUGAUCUUGAAGGAGGAGCAUCCACACCAGCGCAUAGUAACUGCCGCAAAUGCGGUAAAACAGGCGCAGGUCCGCUGGCGACUUGCACAUCUUAAGGCACUCAGCCGCACUCGAACACCAGCGCACGGCAAUUGCUGCGGUCGCGUCGUCAGUAAAAAUCACUUUUUCAAGCACAGUCGCGCGUUUCUGUGGUUCCUGCUGUGCAACAUAGUGAUGAGCGCGGACUCAUUCGCCCACUCCCAGCUGCUCAUUAACGUCCAAAAUCAGGGCGGCGAGGUGAUCCAGGAGAGUAUUACCUCCAACAUUGCCGAGGACCUGAUAACGCUGGAGUUUCAGAAGACCGACGGAACACUCAUCACCCAGGUCAUCGACUUUCGCAAUGAGGUUCAAAUCCUCAAGGCUCUGGUUCUCGGCGAGGAGGAGCGUGGCCAGAGCCAGUACCAGGUCAUGUGUUUCGCCACCAAGUUCAACAAGGGCGACUUCAUCUCCUCGGCGGCAAUGGCCAAGCUGCGCCAGAAGAAUCCGCACACCAUCCGCACUCCCGAGGAGGACAAGGGCCGCGAGACCUUCACCAUGAGCAGCUGGGUGCAGCUCAACCGCUCCUUGCCCAUCACUAGACAUCUGCAGGGACUCUGCGCCGAGGCCAUGGACGCCACCUAUGUCCGGGAUGUGGACCUUAAAGCUUGGGCGGAGCUGCCAGGCUCCUCGAUUUCCAGCCUGGAGGCCGCCACCGAGAAGUUCCCGGACACGCUCUCGACGCGCUGCAACGAGGUGAGCAGCCUGUGGGCGCCCUGCCUGUGCAACCUGGAGACCUGCAUCGGCUGGUAUCCCUGCGGGCUCAAGUACUGCAAGGGCAAGGGAGUCGCCGGAGCGGACUCGUCGGGCGCCCAGCAGCAGGCACAGCCGACGAAUUAUCGCUGCGGCAUCAAGACCUGCCGCAAGUGCACACAGUUCACCUAUUAUGUGCGGCAGAAACAACAGUGCCUCUGGGAUGAAUGACGACGCGGCGAGCUGCAGCUGAUGCAGAUGCGCUGCGCCAGGCGUCGGAAUGGGAGCGAGUUUGGGGAUGAUGCCAGAGCCACCUGCCCGGGUGGCGAAACAAGAACAGCUAGCACGACCGCGACAAUAACUGGCGGGGGAGCUGGGGGAAGUGGGAAGGAUACAACGGCAGCGACAACAACGACGACCAACAAAUUACGCCAACUGCUUUUGUUGGUCCAGCAGCAGAUGCCUUUUGCUCUGUGGAGUUUUCCGGUCCAUCACAUUUCCCAGUCCCGUCACCAGUCCCAGUCCCAACAUAAGCCCAGCCGGCAGCAGCAGCAGCAUCAGCAUCAUUCUCAGGUUGCCCCCACUCCGCAUCACCAGUCAUCACCAUCAACACCAUCAUCAGUAAAACCACCAUUAUCAUCAUCAGCAUCAUCGUCGUCGUCGUCGUCGUCCGCAAUGGCCGCCAUCGUUGCGUGAUAAUGAACGCUUGAAAAACCCAACUUACACAAUCCACUACACUACACGUCCAGGAAAAAAACGAAUGCUGACACUUUUUCCGCUCACGAUUCAAGGCGAUUCUGGACGCGGACAUUCGAAUGCAAGCCACUGGGUGGAGGGUUUACUACAGCAAAAAAGGAGUAAAACGAAAUAAAUGUAAAAAUGUGCUUCUGUAUACUAUGUAUAUAUAUGUAUAUUUAACGAUGAUUAGCUUUUAGCCAGCUUACGUUUUACGCUUAUGCCGGAUUUCGUUUUAGACCUAGAUUAGGUGUCCUUAUUCAAUUUAAUCCUAAGAGAGCUCGCUGAAUUAAAGGUUAAGCACUUCUGAGACGUAGUCCUUUGCCAUUUAAUCCUUUCCUACAAUUUGAUCCUUUAUCAAAUGAUUUACAUUUUCUAUGACAUAGCUUUACAACCUAAAACUUAUUGAUUUACUUAUAGUGCAGCACCUUUCUUGUAAUUAUCUAUCACUCUUUAGAUCUUUCUUAACUUUUUCCAAGGUAUUUGAGAAUUUAUAGCAAUUUUUCCUCCCAGCUUUCUUUGCCUGCUCACCUUUCAAGUCCACUUUCAAUUUGUUUACUUUGCCCGUUCGCUCCAUACUUUUCCAUGCACAUUGUGCGCAGCAAUUUCGUUUCAAUUACCCUUUUAGAGCGCUUUAUGUUUCCUUUGUUUGCCUUUAUCUCCACUUCACUUACCUUAACUGAAGCCUGAUUAGAUGUAUUAAGAUUGUUGGACACAAUAUCGCGUUGCACGCCCUCUCCACCCGUGUUGCGUUGAGCUCAAGAGUAUUAAAUAGGAAUAGAAGUAUAAAUAAAUUAAAUGUGGCCUUAGCAUAUUUUA
Messenger RNA from Drosophila simulans, 2445 nucleotides. RefSeq names its product out at first protein (gene oaf). Lineage: Eukaryota; Metazoa; Arthropoda; Insecta; Diptera; Drosophilidae. Bases 124 to 1122 code for a protein of 332 amino acids. The transcript has 4 exons. The record is from RefSeq and is a predicted model, not a curated record.